UUUAAUGAGCCCCCAGGCUUUCUGGAAUACCCUCAGCGCGCUCCCGAAGUACAGAUGUCCACAGUUUUUAUAAUGAUUUUCGCUCAAUCCCCGUCCUGUUACCACCCAGGUUCUGCCCCCACCACGCCUCUUGGAAAUUGGGUCUGGGGGCGUUUUGGGACCCCCUCUUCUUCAUCUUCUUCAGAGCACGUAAUGUCCUUGGAGGCCUUCCAGAAUUCUAGGCCUGAAGGUUGUUGGGUCUACGGCUGUAUCUUGUUCCGUAGGGUUAGGGUGUUCUUCUACCAUACUACCUUGAAAAAGACACUAAACAGGCUAUGGAAUUUAGGGAAUGGGUAACAGGGUUUUGAGCUGGUGUGUUAAGGGUAAAGGGAUAAUAUGUUGCUACUCUAAAAUCUACAUUUACUACAUAACUACUUCUAAGAUCUACAAAAAUUAAAAAAAAAUCAAAACAUCAAAACUCCAAGAUAUCACUCUAACCAGGCUAUGUGAGGAGCAGGAGCGACCAACAUAGAACCACAUCCCACACAGGACACAUCCCGCACGGAACCGUGCACAGUGUUGAGUUUGUCACACAACACUUAUUUUCAGCUUUGGGGAUAUGAGAGUUUUAUAAGUUGCUGAUGAGGAGGUAGCGGUCAGUGGAACGUUGGGAGCUCUGGAACCACAUUUGUAACAAGUCAAACUGGCCCAAUCCAGCUUGUUCGGUAGCAAACUGUGCAGCUUCGAUGAAAACACCAUAUUUAGAUCAAAGUUCAGAGGCUCAACGACCACCAGGUGCCCAAAGACUCUGCUAGAAGACUCUGUGAGACUACACAGACUCAAUAUUGUAUCACCUUGAGCCAAGUGUGCACCUCAGGCAAGAGUCACUGCCCUGUGCAUCCAGCACUGCAAUAAAGCAGCGCCUGAUGCUUAGUGCUACCUUGGUGUUAAGUAGCUUCAUUCCUGUUUUUUGGAGACAAUAGCACAAUGCCUACCUUGUUCUAUUCUGUAGCUAAAAGUAGUUGGAUUUUAUCUUUUGCACACUUCCAGAACCUCCAGAACCUAGUCACCAUCUGCAUUCUGAGGACGACGCGGGGAUCUGCUCUUUUGCCCUCAUUCAAUGUAAGAGAGUUUAAUUGAAAUCUUACAUAUACUUGGACUGUGUAUUCCUGAUUUGUACGAACAAGUCCAUUAAUGCCAGCUUACACCUCCUGCAGCACGUGAAGCCUGGUGGAACACUGCGAUGGCGGCUCAGAUGACUGAUGCUCAUCGACGGUUCUUGCAGGUUCUGAUGUCUAAGGGGAUAACAGAAGGAUCAGAGGCCAGGAAAUUACACCACCACUGCUGUGAAACUGAUAAAGUUUACUACGCACAUGAUAAACUGGACGAUUUCAUCAGCACUAUUAACAGGCACCUGCAGCCUUUGUUUAUGCAGAUCCGGAAAGGAAUGUCAGAAGAGGAUGGGAGAGCACAUUAUGCUGUAGUGAAUUUGGCAGAAACUGAAGUAACUAAAAUGGCAUCUGACUAUACAGAAAUUGAAUUAGAGUUGUUUAGAAAAACAAUGGACCUAAUCCUUUUAUCAGAAAAUGGCUUUGCCUCAUCUACAGAUAUUUUAAACUUGGCUGACAAACUUAAGACAAAGAAAAUGAAGAAAAAGGAAGCAGAACAAGUGCUGAAAGUUUUUGUGGAGGAUAAGUGGCUCUCUGAGAAAAAUGGAGAAUAUACUCUGCAUACUCGUUGCAUAAUUGAAAUGGAACAGUACAUUCUCAGCAACUACCAGGACGUGGCAAGGAAAUGUAACAUCUGUCGCAGCCUCGCAGUCCAGAGCCAAGUAUGUGAAUCCUGUGGAAUUGGAAUGCAUUUACCUUGUGUUAGAAAGUACUUCAAGGCUCAGACUGAACCCCGCUGUCCGAAGUGUAAUGAAUUCUGGUCUUGUGACAUCCCAGGUAUGAGUCGAAUGAACUCCCAGUCACCAUAGAGCUCCAUUCUCAGCCCUAGAUGAUGAUAGUAGACUUGCUGUCAGUGACAGCUGUUUUCACUCACUCUGGCAGAAAAGCCAGAUUGUAUUGUAUUCAUUAAUAACAGUGGUCAGUGUACUUAUUUUCUGUCCUUAUAAUAAAACUAUCGUUGACUUUCCUGUUCUUACUUACA
Molecule: messenger RNA, 2130 nt
Organism: Myiozetetes cayanensis
Lineage: Eukaryota; Metazoa; Chordata; Aves; Passeriformes; Tyrannidae
Gene: NSMCE1
Product: NSE1 homolog, SMC5-SMC6 complex component
Exons: 7
Coding region: 1223-1957 (244 amino acids)
Biological process (GO): double-strand break repair via homologous recombination; DNA damage tolerance
Cellular component (GO): nucleus; Smc5-Smc6 complex
Molecular function (GO): ubiquitin-protein transferase activity
Source: RefSeq, a predicted model, not a curated record